Drosophila albomicans is the source of this 2079-nucleotide messenger RNA. RefSeq lists its product as uncharacterized. The transcript has 4 exons. NCBI's taxonomy places the organism in Eukaryota, Metazoa, Arthropoda, Insecta, Diptera, Drosophilidae. Gene Ontology annotation, biological process: fatty-acyl-CoA biosynthetic process; long-chain fatty acid metabolic process. Gene Ontology annotation, molecular function: long-chain fatty acid-CoA ligase activity. The record is from RefSeq and is a predicted model, not a curated record. The coding region runs from base 360 to 1994 and encodes 544 amino acids.
CACACGCACCACACUCCUCUCUCACGCACAAACAAUUGGCGAAUAUAUAAAGUAGGCUGGUCCAUAGUGCAUAUGUGCUUAACCACAAAUCCGUGUAAACAUUUGCCAAAGCGCCUGCGCGCUGUACAUUAAUCUUAUCGCCAUAAUCUAAUCGUGGUGCCAUUGGAGCACAAAAAAAGCGGGUCCCUCGCUGCGUGAAACAGUUAGUUGGUCGUCGAAGCCGCAAGCAAACGGACGCAGUCUCUCUCCACUUCCAUCUCUCUCUGUCAGUUGUUCGCUCGCUCGCUCCAUCGAACUGUGUUCGAAGCGUUGUAACCUAGAAAACAUCGAAGAAGUUAAUUUAUUAACACACACACACAAUGACUUCGCAACUGCUGCCUGGCAACAUUGUUUUCGGUGGCCCAAUCCCAGUGAGAGUUGCCCAGGAUUAUCGUUCCCUUGGCCAAUAUGUGCUUGAGAAAUACAAGAGCUUUGGUGACCAAACGGUCAUGAUUGAUGCCGUCACCGGCACCGAAUACAAUGCCAAAUUCAUGUACGAUUCCAUUGUACGUCUGGCCCAAAUCCUCCAGAAACUGGGCGUCAAGCAGAACGAUGUCAUCGGACUGUCCAGUGAGAAUAGCGUUGGCUUUGCCAUUGCCAUGUUUGCGGGCUUCGCUGUGGGCGCCACUGUGGCUCCCUUGAAUGUCACCUACUCGGAUCGUGAGGUGGAUCACGCCAUCAAUCUGUCGAAGCCAAAGGUCAUCUUUGCCUCCAAGAUCACCGUGGAUCGUGUGGCCAAGGUUGCCAAGAACAACAAGUUUGUCAAGGCCAUCAUUGCUCUGAGCGGCAACUCCACAAAUCAUCCCAAUGUGCAAUUGUUCACGGAUCUGAUGAACAACGACAAGUUCAAGACGACCCCGGACUUUACCUCACCAACGGCCAACAAAGCGGAGGAUGUGUCACUCAUUGUGUGCUCCUCGGGCACCACAGGACUGCCCAAAGGUGUGCAGCUGACGCAGUCCAAUCUGCUGGCCACCCUCGACUCGCAAAUUCAACCCACCAUGAUGCCGCUCAGUGAGAUUACGCUGCUGACCGUGAUCCCCUGGUUCCAUGCCUUUGGCUGCCUGACGCUCAUCACCACAGCAACAAUGGGCACACGUCUCGUCUACUUGCCCAAGUUCGAGGAGAAUCUCUUUCUCUCCGCCAUCGAGAAAUAUCGCGUCAUGAUGGCUUUCAUGGUGCCACCACUGAUGGUCUUCCUGGCCAAGCAUCCCAUUGUGGACAAGUACGAUCUGUCCUCGCUGAUGGUGCUCCUCUGUGGCGCUGCGCCGCUCAGUCGUGAGACCGAAGAUCAGAUCAAGGAGCGCAUUGGCGUGCCCUUCAUUCGUCAGGGUUACGGCUUGAGCGAGUCCACAUUGAGUGUGCUGGUGCAGACGGAUGACUUCUGCAAGCCAGGCAGCGUGGGCGUGCUCAAAGUGGGCAUCUAUGCCAAGGUUAUCGAUCCCGAUACGGGCAAGCUGUUGGGUCCCAACGAGCGUGGCGAACUGUGCUUCAAGGGGGAUGGCAUCAUGAAGGGCUACAUUGGCGACACAAAGUCCACGCAGACUGCCAUCAAGGAUGGCUGGCUGCACACUGGCGACAUUGGCUACUACGACAAUGAGUUUGAGUUCUUCAUUGUGGAUCGCAUCAAGGAACUGAUCAAGUACAAGGGCUUCCAGGUGCCCCCAGCAGAAAUUGAGGCUCUGUUGCUGACCAACGAUAAGAUUAAAGAUGCUGCCGUCAUCGGACGACCGGAUGAAGAGGCUGGCGAGUUGCCCAUGGCAUUUGUGGUGAAGCAGGCGAAUGUUCAGCUCAGCGAAGACGAUGUCAUCACCUUCGUUCAUGAGCGUGCCUCGCCAGCGAAGCGUAUUCGUGGUGGCGUCAUCUUUGUCGAAGAGAUUCCUAAGAAUCCCAGUGGAAAGAUACUGAGACGCGUGUUGCGCGAAAUGCUGAAGAAGCCAAAGUCCAAAUUAUAAGCUAUUCGUUGGGGUCAAAGGUGGGCAUGGUGGUCAAAAUGCAAAUCGCAAAUCAUUUGUUGUACAAAGAAGAAUUUUCCAUUAC